AUGACGGUUGAUGAAUACUCCAACCAGUUCAUUCUCAUUGCUGCCGAUGCCGACAUCUCCGAUAAAGAGCAAGUCCCUUACUUCCAACGCGGGUUAGACCCGCGCGUCAUGGACAAAAUAUACGACAAGGAAGUUCAACCAAAGGAUACGAUUCAGGACUGGAUCAAUACAGCCUGCGAAAUAGAUGGACGACUUCGAGCCAGAACAGCUCAAAAGGCCAUCCUCGCCAACUCCACCUCCUUUCGAAGCGAUUAUCUGAAUCGUUUUCAUAACCAAAUCUCUCCCCGCUACAAUUCCACAAACGCCCCUCGCAGAAUGAACAACCAGGUGGUUGACAUGGACAUUGACGCUACCAGAAAGCGUAACGCCGAAAAGGCGUUCGCCCAGUUCGAGGAAACUCGAAAAGACGCCUGGGUACGACAGGGAGAGGAAACCGCGCGGUUGAUUUGGAGGGAGAAGACGACGCACCCGUUAUGGGAAACCAAGCGGGAAUAUAUCAAGGAAUGGAGACAGAGGACAUUCACCGCAACAACCAGCGGGUACCACAACCUGGUCCUUCGAUGGAACGUCCUCACUCUACCCCAUCCGGACGACCCCAGACGAACCAUGGGCAGCGCACUAUGCUACCUAACGGACGACGGGGAGACGGAGGCGUCAGUCAUUCUGCUCGAAUCGGAGCAGUACUCGGAGAAUUAG
Messenger RNA from Heterobasidion irregulare TC 32-1, 696 nucleotides. RefSeq lists its product as uncharacterized. The coding region runs from base 1 to 696 and encodes 231 amino acids. The record is from RefSeq and is a predicted model, not a curated record. NCBI's taxonomy places the organism in Eukaryota, Fungi, Basidiomycota, Agaricomycetes, Russulales, Bondarzewiaceae. The transcript has 2 exons.